UCGCUAGCUCAAUUGUGCUACACAAGCAACAUCCAACAUCCCAUGGGAACAAGCAUGAAGGUUCAUCAGUUUGCACGUGGAUUUUGGGAACAAGAACCCUCUCUCUCACUUGGCUGCAAACGCUUACGCCCUCUUGCUCCUAAGUUCAACACCAACUCCGACUCCAUUACUCCUUUUGAUCUCAAGAGCUUCAUUAAACCCGACAGCGGACCCAGAAAACUUGGCUCCGACCACGACCACAAGAGAGACUCUCCUCAAGUUGAGACGCACCCGGGAGGGACAAGGUGGAACCCUACGCAAGAGCAGAUAGGAAUACUUGAGAUGUUGUAUAGGGGAGGCAUGAGAACUCCCAAUGCACAACAAAUAGAGCAAAUUACGGCCCAAUUAGGGAGAUACGGCAAGAUUGAAGGGAAGAAUGUGUUUUAUUGGUUCCAAAACCACAAAGCCAGGGAGAGACAAAAACAGAAGCGCAAUAGCCUUGGCUUGAGCCAUUCUCCGAGAUCAACUCAAGCCUCCACCAUUACCACUACCAUAACUUUGGAUUCUAGGGGAGAAGUGGAAAGAGAGGGAGAUAGUCCAUACAAGAGGAAAAGCAGGAGUUGGGUUCUUGAGAGCUUAGAAUUAGAAGAAAGCAAUGAGGGAGAUGGAACUCUGGAGCUCUUCCCAUUGCACCCGGAAGGCAGAUGAAAGGGUUUGGAAUCAUCUUCAUAAUUAAAAUGUUGUUAUCAUCUUCUUUGAUGUGCUAGCUAAUUAACUUUUCUUUCUUUUUCCUUUGAUUCCAUUUGUUUCAAGAAAGAAGAAAGAAAAGUUGCGUAUCUGUCUCUUUGUACUCUACUAAUUGAAUUCCUCACUUGGAAUCAAUGAAACCUUUCUCUCUCCUUCUAA
This is a messenger RNA of Tripterygium wilfordii, 885 nucleotides long. Its product is annotated as WUSCHEL-related homeobox 4-like. Lineage: Eukaryota; Viridiplantae; Streptophyta; Magnoliopsida; Celastrales; Celastraceae. Gene Ontology annotation, cellular component: nucleus. Gene Ontology annotation, molecular function: DNA binding; DNA-binding transcription factor activity. The coding region runs from base 43 to 687 and encodes 214 amino acids. Gene Ontology annotation, biological process: phloem or xylem histogenesis; procambium histogenesis; cell division. The transcript is spliced from 3 exons. The record is from RefSeq and is a predicted model, not a curated record.